AGCGCGGGGCCCAGGCCGGGGGCGGCGCGGGGCGGCGCGGGGCGGCGCGAGGUUGCGGGGCUGUGGGUCUGCGGGGCCGCGGCCCGGGCGCCGUGGCCAUGGGCAGCCCUUCGCUGUCCGAGGACUACCGGCAGUGCCUGGAGCGCGAGCUUCGGCGCGGGCGCGCGGGCGUGUGCGGGGACCCGUCGCUGCGCGCCGUGCUCUGGCACAUCCUGGUGGAGGACUUCGACCUGCACGGCGCGCUGCAGGACGACGCGCUGGCGCUGCUCUCGGACGGGCUGUGGGGCCGCGCCGACCUGGCGCCCGCGCUGCGCGGCCUGGCGCGCGCCUUCGAGCUGCUGGAGCUGGCGGCCGUGCACCUGUACCUGCUGCCCUGGAGGAAGGAGUUCACCACCAUCAAGACCUUCUCCGGGGGCUAUGUGCACGUGCUGAAGGGGGCGCUCUCCGAGGACCUGCUCAUCCAGAGCUUCCAGAAGAUGGGAUACGAGCGCAGGGACGGACACCGCCUCAUGGUGGCCGCCCUGCCGCCCGCCAGCCAGCUGCUGCAGGUGGCCCUGGGCUGCUUUGCCCUUCGGCUGGAGUGUGACAUCCUCUGUGAGGUGCUGGCCCAGCUGGGCACCAGCAUGCUGCCAGCUGAGGAGCUGCUCCGGGCGCGCCGGGCCAGUGCUGAUGUGGCCUCCUGUGUGGCCUGGCUGCAGCAGCGGCUGGCCCAGGACGAGGAGCCGCCCCCUCUGCCCCCCCGGGGCGCCCUGUCCCUGUACCAGGCCCAGCUGGACCUGUACCAGGAGCUCCCAGAGGAUGAGGGCUCGGAGGCGGCAAGCUUGUACGAGGGGUCUUCCCCUGGCCCGGACUCGCCGUCCUUGGAGCUGGCCUACCAGCCGCACCUCUGGGCGCAGAGUGCCAAGCUCUGGGGCAGUGGCAGUGCAGGCUGGGAGCCCGGGGCUGAGGAGGGGCUGCCGCCCUACAGGGCCCUGGAGGAGCCUGGGGCCUUUUCCUUCCUCUCCUUGCACACGGAGCUGUCGAGCGAGUCUGAGGACCCGGCUGCUGCCAAGGCCCCCGGGAGCCCCAGGCGGGCAAGUCCCCCCCAGAGCCCUGGCCUGGCCCACGAGCCCGCUGCCUACCAGGCCCACAAGUGCCUGGCACCGGGCACCCUGCCCACCGUCUGCUGUGACACGUGCCGCCAGCUGCACACGGCCCACUGCGCCUCCCUGUCUGCCUGCCGGCCCAGCCAUGCGCUGCGCGUGCUGCUGGGGGACACACAGCGGCGCCUGUGGCUGCGGAGAGCCCAGGUGGACACUCUGCUCCGGGAGGGCCCGGGGGCCCAGCCCUAGGCCCGGGCAGGCCCCAAAGCUCUCUGGGGUCUCUGGUGCUUCUCUGACCCUGCAGGGCCCUGCACACCCUACACCCACGGGCACCUAGAUGCCACAGCCCCAGGCAAGCCCCUCCCCAGGCCCCCUGACCCCCGACCCACGCCUCACUGGGCACUGUCCACGUGGUCUCAGGAACCAGAGCUCUGUGAGGACCGGCCCGUGGCCGGUGGGCCUGCCCUUCUCUGCCCCAUGGUGGGCACAGAGCUAGGUCGAAGCUCGAGAGCUUCUCCACACUUUGCACCUCACUCGGCACGACCCCAGGCCCCUGCGGUGCCCCUGCA
This is a messenger RNA of Sorex araneus (European shrew), 1651 nucleotides long. RefSeq names its product spermatogenesis associated 2 like (gene SPATA2L). The transcript has 2 exons. Lineage: Eukaryota; Metazoa; Chordata; Mammalia; Eulipotyphla; Soricidae. The record is from RefSeq and is a predicted model, not a curated record. Gene Ontology annotation, cellular component: cytoplasm. Bases 99 to 1331 code for a protein of 410 amino acids.